Messenger RNA from Bemisia tabaci, 2125 nucleotides. RefSeq lists its product as uncharacterized. Gene Ontology annotation, cellular component: extracellular matrix. Gene Ontology annotation, molecular function: protein binding. The record is from RefSeq and is a predicted model, not a curated record. NCBI's taxonomy places the organism in Eukaryota, Metazoa, Arthropoda, Insecta, Hemiptera, Aleyrodidae.
UUGUGUCUUCCUCCGCAAAUUCGGUUCUACUAUCGCGAGUGCCGUAUUUUUACAACAUGCUCAUGUAUACAGAAUCGUAGAUUGAAUGAAUGUGUUUAUAUAAGUGAAUUAUUUUGUGAUAAUGAGCGAUAAUUUUUGCUGCAUUUUAAUAAACGUUACUUUGUUCCCGUUCGAUUUAGAAAGCGCGUUUACGGAUCUGAGAAGGUGUGCAGCAAAAAGAAUGAAUUCUAAAAUAGUCGAAAAACUAUUUCACAACUAUUUAAAGGAGAAUCAGGAACUUGAUGUGGCUAGCUCAUUGUAAAUGUGAUCCAGCCUGUGAGAAAAAAAAAAAUUGAAAAAAAUAGUUGGCCUUAUUGUGAUGUGAUCACAGAGCAGUAGUAAACUCCCGAAAAAUGAAACUGGUGCGCGCGCUCUUACUGAAAUUAUUUUUACAGCUGUCGAUCGAUCCGUUGGAAUCGGCGGAGUACGGGCGACCGUUUUUCGGGUACACGUCCGACGAUGACUUCUGCCACAUCAACGCGUGCGACGCCCUGCAGAAGAUCAGGGAGGAGAUGGCCAGCGCCACGCACACCACCCACCUCGCCAAGGAUAAAACCACCGAUGACUCGACCGAAGUUCAACUUGGAAAGCUCGAGAGACGUCUCCGAUCGGUCGAGCAAACAGUUUGGAGUCGGAGCACAGACGAUGAGCGAUGGUACCGUUGCUGUGAGGGUCCUUGCAGAUGCCGCCCUGAAACGCACACUCUAAGCUGCUGGAGACAAGAGAUAGAUGAACUGCCCGCCAAACAAAUUGUACCCGCGGAUAUUAGGGUCAUAGAUCUUGGAAUCAACCAGAUAUCAUCACUGCAUAAAGAUGCAUUUGACGGUUUCAUCAGACUUACGCAACUGGACUUGUUCGACAACCACAUAGAUUUUUUACCAUCAACUUUAUUCCAAUCCUGCGAAAGCUUGGCACACUUAAGGCUGCAUCGGAAUAGAUUGGAGGAAUUACCGAGAAAACUAUUCCUCAGGAACAUUCAUUUAGAAACCAUUGAUAUCUCAUUUAACUCACUACGAUUGCUCCCGGAAGCAUUGUUCAAGGGGACAAACAAACUGACUGUGAUUAACCUUGCGAGCAAUUUGCUGGAGGCGAUUCCAGAGACGUUAUUUCAAAAUUUGGACAAGCUCGAAGAGUUGGACUUAUCAGCUAAUCUCCUGUCCGAGUUUAAGCCUGGAACGUUCAAUGGUCUGAUAAACCUUAAACGACUUAAGCUCCAGGACAAUCAAAUCAAUCACUUACCACCAGGAAUAUUCAGUGAGAUCAGAUUCCUCGAUUUAUUAUCGUUGAGAAGAAACAGGUUGACUUUUAUUCGUCCUGGUUUAUUUGACAGUCUGUCAUUAUUGACGCAGCUAGACCUUGCUGGUAACUGGAUUGCCACGCUCAGUGGUCAGGAAUUCUUGAAUUUAAGAUCAGUGAAGGAGCUACACUUAGGCCAAAACUUGCUGACCGAUUUACCCGAUGAUAUUUUUCGGGAGCUCAUUUCCUUGGAGAAACUUAUGUUGUUUUCAAAUAAUCUUCAAAAUCUCCGAGAAAAAGCAUUCACUGGGCUCACAAACCUGACAGCUCUAUUUUUGAACAACAAUCUGCUCAAACUGAUGGACGAAAAAGUGUUUAAGCCAUUACCACACCUCAAAAAAUUGCAAAUCGACAGCAACAAAUUCCAGUACCUCCCAACCGACUGCCUAGAUUACGUUGGAGAAUUACAGUCACUGAAACUGGCUAAGAAUCCGUGGCAUUGUGAUUGUGCGAUUCUAUACCUUGCCAGAUGGCUGAAAAAGAACAAGCCUAAAGUUUGGGACUCGAACCCACAGUGCCGCGGCCCAGGGGACCUCGGAGGAAAGCUCAUCGAGGAGAUGGAGUUCGAGGACUUGUGCGACGGGCAAUGGGCAAGUAUGGUUAGGUUAACACCCCGAGUACCUAUAAAGUGAGCCCCAAUUCGACAGCACCUGAGCGACAAUGGCAAGCAAUCCCAGAUAUCUUAAAAAAAAGAAAUAGCUUUAAUCCCAGGGAAACGAUGUUCCUUCCUAUUUUUUAUACCGACUUUUUUCUUAGUUUUAGAUUUUGUACUUAUUUUAUACAAUUAAAA